Messenger RNA from Linum tenue, 804 nucleotides. The record is from the annotation of a GenBank genome assembly. NCBI's taxonomy places the organism in Eukaryota, Viridiplantae, Streptophyta, Magnoliopsida, Malpighiales, Linaceae.
AUGGUCGCCACUUGUCAUGUCCGAUCCAUCAGUUUACCCACGAGAAUUCACCCCACAACCCUCGCCGUCGAGGUCCAGCUUGAGAGGUUGAGAUCCUCCGAAUCCGCAUCCACCUCGGACUCCACCACCCAAUUGAGCAUACUCAGAGAGCUCCACGAAUGCGUCGACGACUUGCUCCAAUUGCCCACAACCCAGAAAUCCCUCUCCCAAUCCAUGGAGGAAUCCCUGAUUAACGAAUCCCUCAGGUUACUGGAGAUCUGCGGAGCCACAAAGGAAAUCUUCGCCCAAUUGAAGGAUUGCGUGAAAUUACUCGAAUCCUCUUUGAGAAGGAAAAGUAGCAACUUGAACAGUGAAAUCGACGCGUUCGUGAGCUCAACCAAGAGACUGAGGAAACUUGCCUGCAAAACCUUGAAAUCCUCCAAGAAGACCAAAUCUGCAGCAACAGAUCCCGAACCCGAAGACUCCAUCUUUGGGCUUCUGAAAGAAGUCGAAUCAGCGAGCUUCAGCGCGUUUGAGUCCCUUCUGAGCUCGGUUUCUGGUGCUGAAUCGCGUGGGUGGAGUGUUGUUUCAAAGUACUUGAAAUCCAAACAGGACAAGGCGACUGAAAUGGGGCAACUGCAGUCUGAACUGAUGGUGUUGAGGUCGAAUUCGAAAGCCGUGACUUCAGUUGAAGAAGUUCAGAAGGUUUUGAAAGGACUGGCAGGGAUGGAAUGGAGUCUUCAGGAAUCUGAGGAGGAACUGGACUGUAUUUAUAGGAAACUCGUUAAAACCAGAGUUUCUUUCCUAAACAUUCUAAAUCAUUAG